This is a messenger RNA of Westerdykella ornata, 2480 nucleotides long. RefSeq lists its product as uncharacterized. Gene Ontology annotation, biological process: mRNA cis splicing, via spliceosome; maturation of 5S rRNA. Gene Ontology annotation, cellular component: U4/U6 x U5 tri-snRNP complex. NCBI's taxonomy places the organism in Eukaryota, Fungi, Ascomycota, Dothideomycetes, Pleosporales, Sporormiaceae. The transcript is spliced from 2 exons. The record is from RefSeq and is a predicted model, not a curated record. The coding region runs from base 163 to 2178 and encodes 671 amino acids.
CUCAACCACUCCAUCACAUCGAGUCGCAUCACCCGCAGGGUGCAGAAGCUCACCUCUCGACAAGUCUAUCCGUCACUCCAUUGUCCGGAUCGUUGACGCCAUCCUCGAUCGUACUUUCAAACGUUUUACCGAAGGAACCGCGCGACCCACGAGGUAGCAACCAUGCCGGACGCUGUGUCGCUAUCCAUUGAGGAGGCGAAUAAGAUUCGCCUCUCAAUGGGCCUAGCACCGCUGCCUGUCCCUGGCGCGGCACCUCCAUCUGGGCCUUCGUUCAAAGAAGCGGGUGAGGCCAAAAGCGCUGACGAUGAGGAGCCUGCGAGUACCGUCGAGACACGACAAGCCGCUGCAUAUGACAAUUGGAAAAAGUUGCAAGAAGAGGCUGAGGCGAAGAGGAAGCGCGAGGAGCGCGUGGCUGCCAUCAAGAAGGAGCGUGAGAGAGCCUCCCGGUUCGCCAAGCUCGAAGGCAAAGGUUUAGCCGAUCUUGCAGAAGAGGAUGACGAUCUGGCCUGGCUAAAGAAUGCGAAUAAGCGGCAAAAGAAGAUUGCGAAAGCGGAGCGGAUGCAGAAGGAGCUGGAAGAACGGGAGGCUCAGGCACAAGCCGCGCGAGAAUACAGUCAAGCUGAUCUAGCGGGUGUGCAGGUCGACCAUGAGAUCAAGGACUUUGACGGCGAGGAUCAUAUCCUUGUCUUGAAGGACACCGCAGUCGAUGCUGAUGAGGACGACGUCCUCGAAUCAGUUGCCAUGAAGGAGAAGGAAAGACUGCAGGAAAGGCUGGAGUUAAAAAAGAGGAAACGUGCCUACGAUCCGAAUGAAGAGAAUGAGUCUGGCCAAACUUCGAUCCUAGCUCAGUACGAUGAUGAAAAGAAGCGUAAAACCUUCACGCUCGACGGACAGGGUCGCAUAGUUGAGGAAGUUCAGGAGGAGGCUGCAACAGGCGGCAAGCCGAAGAAGGUCGCUAUUAGCUUGGACAUACUCACAGAAGAUCGCCCGUCUGCCAGCGACUACAUGGAUAUCCCUGAGGUGAAGAUCAAGAAGCCCAAGAAGAAGAAGUCCAAAACAUCGCGUAGACGGCCAUUGGAUGAUGAUGAGGAUGCGGUAUUCCCCGCAAAUGAGGAGGAGGAAAUGCAAUUGGAUGAGCCGGAAGUCAAGCCGAAACCGAAGAAGGACUUCUUUGAUACUUCUUUCGUGGAUGAUGAUGACUUGCAAGCUACUCUUGCUGCUCAGCGUCAGAAAGCAUUGAAAAAUCGUAAGAAGAUGCGACCCGAAGAUAUUGCGCGCAAACUGCGUGAGGAAGCCUCGGCUACGCCUGACAUUCGGGAGACAAUAGAGGAUGGAGACGAGCCCGGUCUCGUCAUCGAUGAGGUAACCACUUUCGUUGAACAUCUUGAUCGAGCCAAGACAGAGGAAGCAGAGGAGGAGGAACGCCGUAAGCGACGUAAGUCAAGCCAGUUCUCUAACGGUGUCGCCUCCCCAACCGUUGGUGAAGCGGAGACCGUUGAUCACGAUGGCGAUGUCGACAUGGCUCAAUCGUACGCGGAGGCAGCGGAGGCGGAGGACCGACAAUCUCGUGAGCGUUCUGCGUCCGUCAAGAUCAGUGUCACCGGCCUUGAUGAAGAGGAAACUGUUGAUCGCGGACUUGGCGCCACUCUCAAGCUUCUCAAGCAGCGUGGUGUAUUGAAGGAUAGCAACUCGGGCGAUUUGAACGCCGCCUACCGUGAGCGACAGAAAUUCCUUGCGGAUAAGCAGAAGGCAGAAGAGGCGGCCGAACGUCUAGCAAAAAGGCAACGCGAACGCGAACGUGCAUCUGCGCAGUGGAACAAUAUGUCGGCUCGUGAACGCGAGGAGUGGGCUCGCAAGAACAAUAUCUCCCGCGAUCAGAUUGAAUCCCGUCGGCUUGCCGAGAUAUUUAAUGCCGAGUAUAAGCCUAAUGUGCAGCUGACGUACGUGGACGAGUUCGGGAGAGAGAUGAAUCAAAAGGAAGCAUUCAAGAAACUCAGUCACCAGUUCCACGGAAAGGGAAGUGGAAAUACCAAGACGCAGAAGCACCUUGACAAGAUUGCAGCUGAGAAAAAGAAGAUGGCAGAGAGUACCUUGGAGACGACCCUUGCACGGGGCAUGACGAACGCGCAAGGGCAGCAGAGUAAGAAACACAAACAAGCCGGGGUUCGUUUACAGUAGGAUUGGGUUCCGACUUGCGUACUGGGAUACGGGUUCCUCAAGACCACGUAUCAGGAAGCGGUUUUGUGACGUGAGCCCUUGCGAGGGAAGAUUGCUAAUAGCACAGGUCUUUGCUUUCUCCUUCACUGACAACAAGAGUACCUCAGCGACCAUCUCAAUCUUAACGCUAGAUGCUCUGAGUGUAAGUCGGAAGCAUACCGCCAUGUGUCUGAGAGCUUGCCACUCUCAUGACUCUCACUUUUCCUCUCUUUGUUCUUCAUCCUUGUUUCUCUGUCUAUGUCACGAAUCUUCCUCGUGACCUU